Hevea brasiliensis (rubber tree) is the source of this 2565-nucleotide messenger RNA. RefSeq lists its product as uncharacterized. Gene Ontology annotation, biological process: regulation of asymmetric cell division. The transcript is spliced from 6 exons. The record is from RefSeq and is a predicted model, not a curated record. NCBI's taxonomy places the organism in Eukaryota, Viridiplantae, Streptophyta, Magnoliopsida, Malpighiales, Euphorbiaceae. Bases 650 to 2284 code for a protein of 544 amino acids.
CGCGCAUAACAUUAUCUUAACCGGCGCAGUUUGUUCACUUUGGGCUCGCAGGUACAAGUACAACAUUUUUCCCUCUGCACGAUCUCCCUGGCGUCGCUUUCUCCGGCAACAACAAAACCAAACAGAAAAAACAAAACCCCACUUUCAUUUUCUCUCUCUCUUUCUUCUUUCAAGUUCUUUUUCGGUUUCUACCUCCCAGGACAUAGUUGUCAGUUCAAUGCUUUCGUAUUUUUUUUUCUCUUUUUAAAUAGUAUAGUAUUUAUCAGAAGAUGAAUGGGGAUGAGUCAAAAGUAAGAAAAAGCUGGAGCUUUGCUCGGGAUCGAUGCUGGCCCAGAACCUUCCCUUUUUUAUUUUUUAUUUUUUGUUAACAUUUAUUUUCUCUUGAGAGUAUUGCUGUUUGGCUAACGGGAAAAUUUCGUACUACGUGUAAGGUAUUUUUUGAGCAGGGUGCCUGCGGAUUCUGAAUCAGAAAGCGGAAAAGGGAACUAAAUUCCUCUCUGAUUAAAAAGGGUGGUUUUAUAUAGUUUUUCUUGAUUGCUUAAUUUUAAUGGGCAUGAUAGGUUACAUUUUCUGGUGUGGUGCUUGAAGAUUUCGCUAAAACUAGCUCGAAGAACUAUACAAUCUUGCAUCUUAUGCAAUCUAUGCGAACAUGAAACUUGAUGGUAAACAAGUAUUUUGCCAAGGAACUAUUGACCAUAAGCCCGACUCCAAACUUUUUGGAUACAACAAUAUUGCUUUAGACUCGACUGGACUUCAGUCUGGAAAUGGUAUUGUUAAUGAAGAUCAGUAUGGGGUCUUCAGCAGUAUGAAUGGCAAGGAAGGCAAUGCAGAUCAAGUAAAAUAUGCCGUAAAUGAAGAAGACAAUUGGCAUGCCUCAAAACUUGAUGGUUCUAUGGGUGUGGAUGAUUCAACAAGUGAUAAUGAGAAAGAAGUACGAGAUUUUGUGGCACCAACGCCAUUAACUCAUUCUUCACUGAAAAUUGAAUCAUUUGAGAAGAACAAAGUUUUCUAUGUAGACAAAAGUGUUAUGGAAUCUGAACUUCCAGAGUUGGUAGUUUGUUACAGGGAUAGUGCUUACCAUAUUGUCAAGGACAUCUGCAUUGAUGAGGGUGUCCCCUCCCAGGACAGGUUCUUGUUUGACCCUGGUGUAAGUGAGGAGAAUCUGUGCACGAUUCUACCUCCUGAGGACAUAAAUAGUGAGAUAGCAAAAGAAAGGGUUAACCUAGAUGCCUUUAUUCCAGAUGAUAUGAAACCUUCAGCAAAAAAAGAAAAAUCGACUCUUUAUUUGCCUAUUCCUGAUGUUCUAAUAUCUACUGAAGAAAAGGGUUCCAAAAAUGAAUUUUCUCUUGAAUGUGAUUUCAAGAAGUUGAUCCCAGUAGGGGAGACAGAGGUUGAUUCAAAAGAGGAAAUUGCAAAUGUUGCAUCUAAAGAGAUUUUUUCAUUUGGGCAAUUGCUUUCAACGCCAGAGGUGGGCACAGAGCUUUCACAACCUGAGUCUACUCAUAACAGCAUUGGUGAAACUGAACUACAGUCUGUUCAGAGGCCAUGUGAAAACACAAUCAUGGCAACGGCUUCUGGCUGUGAAGAAUCUGAAAAUGGCAAUGAGCAAGUAUUAUUGGUGAAUCCUGUUGUAUAUGCAGCUGAAGAAUCAGAUUUUGGCCAUCAGGAAGCAGUCUUGGGAACUCUUGCCCUGGAUUCUACAGCUAAGGCGUCAGAUCAUGGCCAUGAUGAAACAGUCGUAGCAAGUAAUGCUCUGAAUUUUACAACUGAGGGAUUAGAAAAUGGCAGCAGUGGUGAUAAAAUGGCAAGCCAUAAUGGGGUUUCUGUGUCUCAAUCAACCAGGAAAAUUGAAGGUGAAUCAUCUUGCAACAAUAGGGUGGAGACUAAAAUUAUAACCUUUAACUCUCUCUCUUCACCACCAACGGCAAGUGGGGGAGAGGAUGAUUCUCAAAAUUGUGGUUCAGGACGUACUGAGACUUGCUCAUUCCUGCCAGAAGAGACAAGCACCGAGCCAUUAUCAAGUCAACUUCAAUACAGCCUUGGGGAGACAAGUUUCUCUGCUGCAGUACCUCUAUCAGGUCUGAUAAGUUAUUCAGGGCCAAUUGCAAAUUCUGGCAGUGUCUCUCUUAGAUCAGAUAGCAGCACAACCAGCACCCGCUCCUUCGCAUUCCCCAUAUUGCAGUCCGAAUGGAAUAGCAGCCCUGUAAGAAUGGCGAAAGCUGACCGUAGGCAUCACCGGAAACAUAGGAAUUGGAGGGAGGGCCUUCUUUGCUGUAGAUUCUGAAUGCUUUUGUUCUGUCCAUAGGGUAGAGUGAAAAAAAAAAAAAAAAUACAUCAUCACAAAUGAUUAUGGUUUAGGCAGUAGCAUAAAUAUACCUAUUUGUCUUCUCUAUUGCUUGGGAUGUAAGUGCAGUAGGCUUAAAUUGUCAUUGUUUAUAGGUUUGAUCUCAUGCCAUGCUAUGCCAGUUGAUCUAUAAGCAAUAUUUUAUAAUUUUGUUAUUAUUUGAUCUCAUUAGCCCCCAAUAUUUGGGGAUCAAUUUUAUGUGCCCUGCUUGUUGCCAAUUA